CUUUUCGCUGAUGCAGGCUGCCCGGGGGCCUCCGCCGCCGGAGAGACUAGACGCCUUCCUUUCUUUUUUUUUUUUUUAAAUAUUUUUUUUUCUCCACCCCCUCUUUUCUUUCUUUCUUUCUUUUUUAUUUUUUUUUCUCCUCUCAUGUGUUCACUUCCGGGUCCGGUGCCGCUCCGGAUGCUCGAGGCCGAAGGAUGUUUGACCUCCGGAUAAGCGAGGCGCCGCCGUGCAUUCAUUCCCGGUUGCCUCGGUGGCCACAGCCGCGGCCCGGACGGCGACUCGGCGCUCAGCGGCGGCAGUAGGAGGCGCCGGCGGCGGCGCGCGGAGCCAGUAGACGCGGGGGGCCUGUCCUCCCCUCGCUCGCUCGCUCGCGCCUUCCUUCCCCGGCCUCGUUCAUCUUCCGCGGCCGCCGGCGGCGGGGAUGUGCCGGCGCUGACGGGCGGACGCGCGCGCCGGGCCGAGCCCGCUGCCCGCGGCCGCGCCUCUGAGCUCUCUAUCAACACCAGCUUGCAUCACCGAGAAGAUAAUUUUGAAGACAUACUUUGCUGAGAAGACAACUGAGAAGCUGUACGAAUGGGAUGAACACGCGUCACUUGACUGACUAUCCGCUGACGUUUGAGUGCUAGCCUUGCUCAUAGGGUACUGCUACCUAGUGAUGCACCUGCUCUUACAGUGCCCCAUUUCAUCGUGCUUGUCUUGAUUAAAGAAUUCAAAGUGGAGUACCGCAAACUUGAUAUGGAUAAUAAAAAGAAAGACAAGGACAAAUCAGAUGAUAGAAUGGCACGGCCCAGUGGUCGGUCAGGGCACAGCACUCGAGGACCUGGGUCUUCUUCAUCUGGAGUUUUAAUGGUUGGACCUAACUUUAGAGUUGGGAAAAAAAUCGGAUGUGGCAAUUUUGGAGAAUUACGAUUAGGGAAAAAUUUAUACACAAAUGAAUAUGUGGCGAUUAAACUGGAGCCCAUGAAAUCCAGAGCACCACAGCUGCAUUUGGAAUACAGAUUCUAUAAGCAGUUAGGAUCUGGAGAUGGUAUACCUCAAGUUUACUAUUUUGGCCCUUGUGGUAAAUAUAACGCUAUGGUGCUGGAACUACUGGGACCGAGUUUGGAGGACUUGUUUGAUCUCUGUGAUAGAACAUUUUCUCUUAAAACAGUUCUCAUGAUAGCUAUACAGCUGAUUUCUCGUAUGGAGUAUGUCCACUCAAAGAACUUGAUAUACAGAGAUGUGAAGCCUGAGAACUUCUUAAUAGGACGGCCGGGAAACAAAGCCCAGCAAGUCAUUCAUAUCAUAGAUUUUGGUUUGGCAAAGGAAUAUAUUGAUCCAGAGACAAAGAAACAUAUACCAUACAGAGAACACAAAAGCCUUACUGGAACCGCCAGAUACAUGAGCAUAAACACACAUCUAGGAAAAGAACAGAGUAGAAGAGAUGACUUAGAAGCUCUGGGCCAUAUGUUCAUGUACUUCCUGAGAGGCAGUCUUCCUUGGCAAGGCUUAAAGGCUGACACAUUAAAAGAGAGGUAUCAGAAAAUUGGAGACACAAAACGAGCCACACCGAUAGAAGUGUUGUGUGAAAACUUUCCAGAAGAAAUGGCAACGUAUCUUCGUUAUGUACGAAGGCUAGAUUUUUUUGAAAAGCCAGACUACGAUUACCUAAGAAAGCUUUUUACUGACUUGUUUGAUCGCAAAGGGUAUAUGUUUGAUUAUGAAUAUGACUGGAUUGGUAAACAGUUGCCUACUCCAGUAGGUGCAGUUCAGCAAGACCCUGCUCUGUCAUCAAACAGAGAAGCACACCAACACAGAGAUAAGAUACAGCAGUCUAAAAACCAGUCGGCAGACCACAGGGCAGCUUGGGACUCCCAGCAGGCAAAUCCCCAUCAUUUGAGAGCUCACCUUGCAGCAGACAGACAUGGUGGCUCGGUACAGGUUGUGAGUUCUACAAACGGAGAGCUAAACACGGAUGACCCCACGGCAGGACGGUCGAACGCACCCAUUACAGCCCCUACAGAAGUGGAGGUGAUGGAUGAAACAAACUGCCAGAAAGUAUUGAAUAUGUGGUGCUGCUGUUUCUUCAAACGAAGGAAAAGGAAAACCAUACAGCGUCACAAAUGACUGGACACAGGCAGAUCCUGGGGAGUUACUUACAUGUUCAUAUGCUGUCUCGUGAUUAAAAUCAUCUCUAUAGUGACCACAUAUAUUUUCAAGGACUCACUCUUGAAACAAAAAUGUCAUACUUUCAUAUUUCAUUUUGUGAUUGUCUUACAUUCAUUCCCCUCACCCCUAAUUUAACUUUAUGGAAGCUUUAAAAUUUUGUCAAAACGUGAGUGCUUUGCCCAUCAUUGAAUCAAAUGGACCAAUGAAGUGGUAUUGAUAAACACAGUUCCAUAGGACAUUUUUCAGAGGCUCUUCUGUUCUAGAAAACAAUACAGGUGUUCAAAUGUCAAUUAAUUGCACCCAAUUUGAUUUCUUUAUGUCUUCUAUAAAAGCAUAAUCAAGCAGGGAUUUUCUUCCCACUGGAUAGUGCAGCAGAGAAAACAGUUGCCCAAAUAUUAAAAACAGCUUUCUUGAACAGUUCCUGUUUUGUGGCAUCUGCAUUGAUUUCAGUAUGACUGAUGGUACUGUUAAUCGUGAAUCAUAUUGACAUUCUCUCUGUGAAAUCAUGGUACAGUCACUGCCCAGAGGUACUGAGGAAAAUGUACUAUGGGAUUGGCAAACGGUGGCGGUAAAUGAAUCAGCAGUGUUGGCAAUGUGAGCUCGGCUUCUGUGGCGUGACUGUGUGAAGUGCAGCUGCAGAAGAAGCAGAAACGCCAGGAAGGUUUGUUUAAUGUCACUCUCUGCUUCCAGAUGAUAAUAGAGGGCAAGAGAUGAGUCCUGGAGAAGUAAUGUACAGUUUAAAAGCGCACUAAGGAAAGGGUGACAGUGGGAAACCUGUCUCGGUGUGUAAGGCUGAAGCCCCUAAGAGCCUACUGCCCAGUGGCCACAUUCUCUCGGAAGCAGAAGCCUGAGGCCGUGCUGUAGAGUGGUGGCUGCCUGUGAUGCCGUUCUUCAGACACAGAAAAGAGUCUUACUCCCAGCAGUAAGCCCCGGGUCACUCUGGCCCUCUGUGCGCAUCAGUCUCGUGUGUUCAGACUUGCUAGUUCUCUGACAUUUCCUGUCCUGAGCAUAAUAAUGUGGCUGAUUGGAGAAUGUUCCGGAGAGGGUGGGCCGGGUGCUUUGCCUCCGUAGCUUUCACAGUGCCUGCAUAUGCACAGCGUAACAGUUCUGUUAUGAGCCAAGUCCAUCCCACUUUGCAAGUGUACUCUGUUUUACGCCAUGAGGACACAGGCAUACUUUGUGUCAUCCUGUCAGCCGGGUGGUGGAGAGUUAAAAAGGCUGGCCAGACAGAUGCUGUUGAUCAUAUCACACAUUCGUCUCCUACUUAGGAAACUGUCACUCCUUCCCUGCACUCUCCUGUCUGUCUUAAGUGUGAGCCUUCAGGUAUGCUUAUUUAUUUUUUUUGUCUCAAGGUAACAUUUAAAAUAUGUAUUAAAGGAAAUGAAUCCACAUUUUUUACUUCAUUAUUGAAUUUACAGGUAUUUAAUUGUAUUUUGUAAUUUAUUUUUCUUAUUAGCCAAAAGUUCAAUGUGUUGCUUUUGAUAAAUUGGGCGCCCACAUGAACAUCCCAGAUCAGGACAUUAUCUUUUUUCUUGAUUUUGAAGACCUACACUCAACUGAGAAAACAUUUGCUGUAUAAUUUGAUCAACAGUUUCCAUUCUCUUUGUAUACUGUCAUGAUACCUAAACUGCAGGAGUUAAAUACUGAGUUUUUUUAUUUUGUUUGCUCUGAGCAAGGUAGAUGGAUAUUUUGGCCAUUUAUAAUGUGAAACCACUUCUUUACAGUAUUUGACCAAAUUUGUGUGUCUAUGAUAUUUGUAAAUACAUGCGAUAUCUGUAUUUCUUAUCAUAAACCUAUUUAGUUUUAUUCUCAGUAGGGUUUUUUGGACUGUACAGUGUUUAUAUGAUCUGAACUCCUUAUACAUAAGAAGGUGUGUAUAUUAAUCCAAUUAUGGACUUAAAUAUUUUAAAAGUAUGAAUACCCUUAUUUGCUGCAAAGGCCAGUGUAUAGACAUUUGCUUUUUAGCAAUAUUUUUAAGUGCUCCGUUUUCGUGCUGGAGAAGAAGCCUUUGGCGCACAGACUGGUCAGUAAUAGGUGAUGCAGGUAUGUUCAGGUUAAGCCAACAAUGUUUUGCAUUUCUGUGCUUCUUUUCUGUCAACACUAAUGAAAUCAACAUUGCCUGAAUGUCUGAAUACUGAAACACAGCCCUGUUUAAAAGUAUGUAACUGAAAAAAAAAAAAAAAGAAAUAAAUAAAGGUAGUUUUUUUAAACUUGCUCUUUCCCCUUUC
Mus pahari (shrew mouse) is the source of this 4376-nucleotide messenger RNA. RefSeq names its product casein kinase 1 gamma 3 (gene Csnk1g3). The record is from RefSeq and is a predicted model, not a curated record. Lineage: Eukaryota; Metazoa; Chordata; Mammalia; Rodentia; Muridae. Gene Ontology annotation, molecular function: protein serine/threonine kinase activity; ATP binding. The transcript is spliced from 14 exons. Gene Ontology annotation, biological process: positive regulation of canonical Wnt signaling pathway; signal transduction; endocytosis. Bases 736 to 2106 code for a protein of 456 amino acids. Gene Ontology annotation, cellular component: plasma membrane; nucleus; cytoplasm.